ACAGGUGUACGAACUAUACGCACAAAAUUGCAUUAAUCAAAAUGGCCUCGAUGGGAACGUGUGAUGUGUUUGAUACAGCGCCCGGUUUACUUCAACACACGAGCCAUGUCUGGCCGAUUCACUCCGUCAGAAUACAACAGUUACACGAAAGCCCACACAACUCGCUCUAUUCUUGCUGCUACAGGCUGUUUGUGUGCGACCACCGUGUGUUAUUAGCAAGUCAAUGAGAAUCUGUUGUGUGUGCGUUGGCAACCAGCCACUCUUCACAGAGUGCCUCAUAGCAGCGGUGACCAGGCUGGCCCAAUGUCAGCUAACAGCAACGCAGCUGAUGAGCCGAGUCAGUCGGCGCCUGGCUCCGCUGCUAGUGGGACCAGCCAGCAACGCUCUGCCUGGGUUGAAGAUGAAAAACAAGCCCUGUGCAUGGAGGACAGUGCUCCAGACGACCAGAGGAAGAGGAAACGGCAUAAAUUAAGACACAAGACUGAGGUAGCUCCAGAGACUGGGGAGUUGGAGCGGGCUACCUCGCCUUCGACGGGCGAGAUCAACAGAACGAUGCCACCGGGGGGCAUGACUAAAAAAGGUCAUCACCAGCCGAGGCCCGGGAGUGCGGCGUCCAGUAAGAGUCGGCGGUCGGCCUGGGACGCAACGGAGGCCAAGGAGAACGAUGCGGGCUCGCCGAUGCCGCCGCAGCAGUCACCGGAGGAGAAGAGCUCGGCAAAGAAGCGACCAGGCAAGAUCGCAGCUGAGAUGGGGAAGAAUGGGGAUGUGCAAGUGCGCUCCGUGGAACUGCAAGAAGUGAACGGCAGCCGGGGGACGCGAGAUCGGGACGAGACGCGGCGAGGCUCCUCCUGCGUGGAAUCCAUCAAGGGCAUUUCCAAGGUGUUCCAGUCCAAGAAAUUCAAGUCGCCUCAGCUGGAGAGGCUAUACCAGCGCUACUUUUUCAGCCUGAACAAGAGCUCCUUGUUCAAUCUCUUAGCGCUGAUUGUGAUUAUCCUCAUUGUUAUGAUCAUCUUUUACUAUGUCCCGGGCUUAACUUUACCCGUGACAGGUGUGUUAUUGGGAGUGCUAAUUGUCCUCUUCGUGGUUAUGUGUGCCCUGUGCAACCGCAGUGCUUUUACUCAGUGCCAGCUUAGCGCCAUUUGUUACACCGUCAUUGUUUCGUUAGCAGCUGUGAUCGUCAUUGACGUUUUGGACGCGCCCCUACGGUCCGCCUCCAAAGGGGUGUGGACGACACUUUUCUUCAUUUACAUGGUGUACACACUCUUACCCAUCAGGAUGCGACUAGCCGUCCUGAGUGGGUGCUCGUUUGCCGCCAUCCACACAGUUUGUGCAGUUGCCAAGAAUCACUCCGAUGUAUUUCUGUGGAAACAGGUACUUGCCAACUUGUUUAUCUUCGUAUGUGCCAACCUGGCUGGCGUCUUCACCCACUAUCCAACAGAAGCCGCUCAGAGGCAAGCCUUCCUAGAGACCCGGCGAUGCAUCGAAGCCAGGCUCACAACACAACGGGAAAACCAGGAACAGGAGAGACUACUGUUGUCGGUGUUGCCACGGCACGUCGCCAUGGAGAUGAAGGCUGACAUAGCCAGCAAGAGGGAGGACAUUCAGUUCCACAAGAUCUACAUCCAGCGCCAUAGUAACGUCAGCAUCUUGUUUGCAGACAUUGAGGGUUUCACCAAGCUCUCGUCUCAGUGCACAGCUCAGGAGCUGGUCAAGAUCCUCAACGAGCUGUUUGCUCGCUUCGACAAACUGGCUCAGGAGAACCAUUGCUUGCGCAUCAAGAUUCUGGGCGACUGCUACUACUGCGUCUCGGGCCUGCCUGAUCCUCGCCCUGACCACGCCCACUGCUGUGUAGAGAUGGGACUGGACAUGAUAGAAGCCAUAUCACUUGUUCGUGAGGUCACCCAGGUCAACGUCAACAUGCGCGUGGGCAUUCACAGUGGGAAGGUCCACUGUGGGGUACUGGGGAUGAGGAAGUGGCAGUUUGAUGUCUGGUCCAACGACGUGACACUGGCCAACACCAUGGAGGCAGGCGGCAUGCCAGGGAGGGUCCAUAUCACAACACCGACUCUGAAGUUUCUGAACGGAGACUAUGAAGUGGAGCCAGGCAACGGCAAGGAACGCAACUCCUACCUGAGGGAUCACAACAUUGACACCUACCUCAUCGUGGCCAAGGGGCCCAGAAAGAACAACAACCUGAAUAACUCCCCGCUGACGUCCAAUGGCGAGCAUCGAGGCCGCUCCUCCUCCGUGGCCCAGCUGGAGAGCUGGGGCGCUGAGAAGCCCUUCUCCAACUACCUGAGCACUGCUCCACCCCACCGCUCCAAGGACCUGCGCAAGCACUUUGAUGGGGACCGUCCCGCAGGACAGGCAAACCUCGAAAACAAACUGGGCCUGCAGGACAUGAAAAGAGCCGCCGAUCCAGAUGAGGAGGUCAACGAAUUCUUGGGUCGCGCCAUUGAUGCCCGUAGCAUUGACAGGCUGCGGUCUGAGCACGUCAAGCGACUGACGCUGACAUUCCGCAAGCCAGAGUUAGAAGAGAAGUAUUCUAAGGUGAGGGAUCACAUGUUCAGCUCCUACAUGGUGUUUGCAUUCCUUGUUCUGCUCUUCAUCUGCAUAAUACAGCUCUUCAUUUUUCCAAAGACCAUGGUGAUGCUUGCAGUCUUUCUCAGCACGGUGGUCCUCCUCGCCUUCACGCUCUUCAUCGUCCUCGCAGAAAAGUGCUUUUGUAUACCAGAUCGCUUUGCCAGGAUAUCCCAUGGCAUUCUGGAGAGCAGGAGUCUGAGCUCAGUCAUCGCCGUCUGCACAGUCAUUAUCAUCUUUGUUGCCUCAUUCUGCUCCAUGUUUGCUUACGACACGACGGACCUCCGUGCUUGUCUGGCCGCCGCAGACAGCAACGUCUCGGAGUCGGAUGUUGGCAAGGAGGAAGUGUACGCCAGCAGUCAGACGCUGGGGGAGGAGAACAACUUGAACAGCAAUUGCCAGGGGGACCGACCAGCCUGCCACUUUCCACAGUACUUUGUCUUCUGCGUGAUGCUGGUCAUGAUUAGCUGCGCUGUGUUUCAGCAGCUGGGCAGCAUGACCAAGCUCUGUCUGUUGUUUCUCAUCGGUGGGGUGUUCACGGCCAUCAUCCAGACAGCCCAGGUCAACCUCUUCACCAACAGCGACCUGUUGCACGAAGCGCACAUUGGUUUGGACAGUGCAACCUACGUCUCUAUGAGGAUCACCGGUCCGGUCCUUAUCCUGGUCUACAUCGUUGCCCUGUGGAUACAUGGCCUGCAAGUGGAGUCCACGGCCAGACUUGACUUCCUCUGGAAGCUGCAAGCGACGGAAGAGAAGGACGAGAUGGCCAACCUGCAAGCCUACAACAAGCGCCUGCUCAACAACAUCCUGCCCUCCUUCGUAGCCGAGCACUUCCUCAAGAACAACGCCAGGGACAUGGACCUUUACUACCGGGCCAACGACUUUGUGGCUGUCAUGUUCGCCAGCAUCACCAACUUCUCUGACUUCUAUGUGGAGCUGGAGGCCAACAACGAGGGCGUGGAGUGCUUGAGACUCCUGAACGAAAUCCUGCAUGAUUUUGAUGAGAUCAUUGGUGAUGAGAGGUUCUAUCAAAUCGAGAAGAUCAAGACGAUCGGCAGCACCUACAUGGCAGCCUCGGGGCUGACGGAGGAGACCUUCGACAGGGAAGGGAACACCCACAUCAUUGCCCUGGCCGAUCUGGCGUUCCACCUACUGGCCCAGCUCCGUUACGUCAACGAGCACUCCUUCAACAGCUUCAAGAUGAGAGUGGGUCUGAAUGUAGGACCGGUAGUCUCGGGGGUCAUCGGUGCCCGUAAGCCACAGUAUGACAUCUGGGGAAACACGGUCAACGUUGCCAGCCGCAUGGACAGCACUGGCGUCCCGGAUAAAAUACAGAUAACACAAGACAUGGCCAACAUCCUACAGCCGGCCGGCUACACUGUUGUUGAGAGGGGCUACAUCACAGUCAAAGGCAAAGGAGAAAUGCUGACCUAUUUCCUGGAAGGCACUCCCAACCUCAUCAAUUUGCGAUGAUGCAGUCCACAUCUAGCAAGUCUUUAAAAAGUGUGUGUUUUUUUUCACAUAUAUAUUAUUUUCUUCCCCCUUGCCUCUGUUGCGUGUAACAGUAUUUUGCAACUAACCACCCGUGUCCCAAGUAGGAAUCACUUGCCCUUAGGGAUUUGUUUGGCUCAAUGGGAAAUAUUACAAAAGACUGCACGCAAGCAUUUUCUUUCAAGUUUUUAUCAUUGCUAAGUAAUAUUGACCAUACAGUGCCAAGUCACAUUGCCCAUAUAGUAUAAGAUUGAUGGGGACUUGUGACCUAAUUGUAAGAGUUUUAAAAUUCUAAUCUAAGGGGGGGGGUCAAAUCCAAUAGCUGGUUACAUGUUGUAUGUGACCCACUUACCUACUUGCCAACUUAUCUCUUCUCCUUACUGGAGUAUCAAUGGACACCUGCGAGAUUGGAUUAUUGUGCUUAAGAUUUAUGCCAGAAAGGUCAGCAUCAACUUGUCUACUCCUCAAGGAGCUGAGGUGGUCCUCAUGAGUGUUCUUGGCCUCAGGGAGAAGGGAUGGACCUCAGGAGUGUUCUUGGCCUCAGGGAGUAGGGAUAAUAAUGAAUUACACACUGAUCGGUUAUAGAUAGAUGCUCAAUUAAUGUAGGAUGUUCCGCCCAAGAUACAGGAGAUCUGCUUUGUGUCAUGAUGGAAUUUUGCACUAAACCCUGUACUAGAUCAAAACAGUAUUGCUGUGGAAAGCCAAUAUGACAUGAUACAUGUUUUCCUGCUGGGUAGACAAUUGAAGUUGGACUCCCAAAUGAACUUUGAGUAAUUACCCUUCUCGAAAGUUAGAUGUUUCCAGCAAUGUGAUAACCAAAAAACUAUUCAUCCUAGGCAAUUGUAUCACAGAGUAAUAGAGUGGAAAGACAUUUCAAGUGAAUUCACUUAAAAAUAGGCAGUGCACUGCCACAUUUUCAAUUGCUGAAAUACUUUUGAAACAUCCGUCAUUGCACUCCCUGAAUUCCUCAUAUUGCUAAAUACUGAAGCAUGGAAGCAUUCUGCUUCAUUUAUUGCAUGCAUGUAUUUUCGCUCACUGUGGCACUGUAUUUGAGCUAUGAAGUCACACACAGUGUACCAGUCUUAGGUAGUGUUUUUCCCCCCUUAACAGGUGCUAAUUCACUUAAUAUUAAAUCUUAAUUAAUUAAUAGUUGAUGUUUUUAUUUUACUAGAGCCCUUUUGAACAUGCCCAUCUAAAUGCCUGUCAACUUUGAAUAAAACCAGAGAUAAUGCAAACUAAAUUUAUACAGGUGGAAGAAUGGAUCAACAUUAAUCCUAACAGUCCUCAAUCCUCCAACAGGUGAAGGAUUGAGGACUGUUAGGGUUAAUUUAGAUGUUAAACUUUGCACCAAAGGUACACAGUUAGCUUACGUCUUUUGAAUUACGAGGAUUACUUGAUGGAAACAAAUGUGGAGAAAUAGUUUUGGCUUAAAAAUGUAUGCCUCUGUGAUAGCAUACUUUAUUUUGGCCGUAGUGGUGCCAAUUAUUAAAACCUAUGAUUAGCAAUCUACUUGUCAGCAAGAUAUUUGUGAAAUACAUGAGAGGCAGGGAUACAGUUCAUUCAUUUGGGUCUUACAUCUGUGAGGCUUAAAUGGGGGUUCAAGAAGAAAAGGAAACUAACAAAAUAAUAGAAAUGUUCAAAAUAAAAUACAUGUACCUGGCAGUGCACACCUUUAAACAGGCUUCGUUGGUAAAAGGAGGGUAUUGCUGUGCAGAUACUGUACACAAUAUUCCUGAAAUGAAGAAUAUCAAAGAAGUAGUGGGAAGUAUUUUCAUGUGUCUAAAGAAGUAUAGGGAUUAUCGAAGAAGAAGUGGGAAGUAAUCCUGCUCAUAGAAAUUCCAGAUUUGUUGGAUUCUGUUCAAACUUUACAGCUUGCCGUUCAUUUUCACAGAAAGACUUGCUGGUGGGUUGUGUGAAUUAUGAAGCAAUUCAAUAUGAAUAGUCGCUCUGUUGUCCGAUAAAGCACACGUAUUCCUUGAUAAGUAAAAUGGGUGCAACCUGUAUUUGUUCAUAAAGCAAAAAAGGCAUAGUGAACCAGUUUAACUUUGACAAGUAGCAAUACAUGAUUUAAAUCUUGCAGCAAUUUGAACAAGCUAGUACCACCUUGUACUUAAAGAUUACAAAGUACUUAGUAUGUGCUAUUAAUAUAUAUAUUUUCCCAAAGGAAGUGUAAUUACUAGUAAGGAAUGCAAAUCGAGGUGUUUGAAUUACAGAUUAUUACUUUCAGUAAUCUGAUAGAGAUGGUUUUCCAUUUCUGUUUUAGGACCUUGAUAUUUUAAGUUUAUAUUACUCUAAAAGAGAAAAUUUGCAUUUCUUGAGGUAGAUGUAUAUAUUUGUGGUUUAAAUGAAAUAUAUAUUGUAAAUAAUGUGGUGUGCUACUAAUGUAAAUAACCUUCAAUUGUAAAUAUGUGCUGAUAAUAUGUGAAGACUGUGUCCAGGGAAAAAAGAAGUGAGGUGAAUUGUGAUCCUGAAAGUAUAGUUUAGAAUGCCGGGAUAGUUUUUUAAUAGCCAUUACGAACUGUGAGAAGAAACAAGACGAUUUUCUUCCUGGAUGGUUUCUAAUUGUGUAGCAAGUUAAUCAUGGAAAAUUGUAACGUCAAUCCUUGUGUGUACGUUGCCAGUGAAUCUUUGAAUAGUCCAUACCAAACCGUAUAGUAUUAAAAUGUGCUGUCACGUUGUAUGAACCAUGUUUUCAGUUGUUCUUGCCCAGAAAAAAAAAACAACAGGAAAACGAAAAUAAAAGUAGGAAGCCUUGUUUUCCAUGUCAGUAAAAAUAUAAAUUGCUGUACGCCGAGCAUGAUUUUUAGACCCCACAACAAUUUUGAGCUGACAAGGUUAUGUGUGUAUUAAGCAAUCCGAUCGAUUGGACGUAUGCCACUGGGGAUAGUUUUCCCCUGUUUUUGUACUAUAGCGUUUUGCGGGUGCUACCAUUUAACAAUAACAAAAUAUUAUUGUAUUCGUUGAGCAUUCCACUGUGACUCCUGUAUCGAUCCUUCGAAAUGCAUCGAUAUGGACUAUCACUGCUUAGUCAGAUAAAUAUGGUUUGAUGCAUCGCAUUUGGAAUACAAAAUAUCGUAUUCAUAUCCCAUACUCACUUCAACAGGGCCUCAACUUCCUGGAAUCGAUGCAUUCGUUUACAUACGAUAAAUGGUUUACAGAAAUCCUGUACUAAACCAAAAUAUACGUAGCUUAAACGCGCCAUAUUUUGAAACCGAAAUAUUCCGCCACGACCGAUUAGUUUUCGUUGAAUGUUAAUGUAGUAAUAGGCCUAUAAGUAUUAUAGUUUAUAACAGGUUGUAGUUUGUUAAUUGCUAUACUAUGUGUGCAUUGAUUUGAAUGUGCUUGUGAGGUUUGGAUAUAUUCAGAUAUUUUUAUUUUGUUCUCGAAACAAAUCACAAAUUUUGACUUCAGUAUUGAAGAUUCCAGUUUUGCGUUUCAGGGUAUCAUGACAUGAAAAAUCUGCGCCUUGAAAUCUGUUCCAUUAGUUAUAUGCUGCCGGGUGACAUUUUGAAAUAGUGGUUCAGUUUGUAACUUCAUUUCGACUUUAAAAAUAGUCCAGAUUUACGUGAUGUGUGCUUUUUAAUGUACUGCGUCCUAAUGUUGUAUUAUAUUUGUGUGCAAUAUAGCUUCAGGAUGAAACGGGCUAAAACAAUUUGUACAGCAGCAAAAACUUAACCUACUACCGCAAGAAAUCAGCUGUGGCUAUAUACAUGCAGGGGCGAAUCCAGGAAUUUUUCCGGGGGGUGUCAGGCCGCAGGUUUUUUUUAUGCCUCAUAGCGGAAAUAACGGUAAAGCAUUGCAUGACAUACAUUGUUUGUAAUGGUAUUGGUGUACACAUGAGAAGAAUGUGCGGAAUUGCUAUCAUGUUUGUAAAUUUACUUCAGUUAUUUGUUUUGUUUUUCCCCAUUUUUUCCCCUUGUUUGUCGGGGGGGGGGUUCCGACCUCCUGGAUCCGCGCCUGACAUUGAAUUUCUUUUUUUACAUUUGUGAAACUUUGCAACCUUGGUUGUACGAGUUUGGCUUAUUGUUAUACAGAGGUCCCGUUACGAUUGCAACCGGUUCCGGGUAGACCCCCAUGGUAGAAGUGACCGCUCUACAACGUACCACAGUGGAUGGAGUGCCAAGUUUAAGCAACCCCGCUUCGGUUCCAAAUACCCCCAUUCCUCUUAAGAACGUGGUAUUUCCAGCGGUGGAAACAUGAAAUAAGAAAUUGAAUUAAAUUAAAGAAAAUCAGAGUUGAUAUGCAUGCAAGAAAGCUUAAUGGGAGUACCCGUGUUGCGGAUUUCUUUGUUUGUAUCAGGAAUAUUUUUAAUGGGAGCAUGGGGAUUUUCAGUUGCAAGUUGCAAGUCAAUAGAUAUAUUUUGGUAGAUAAACUGUACCAUAUUUUAAGCAUUUUGUUUCAUGUAACUAGUGUUAUAUGUAAAUUAUGCUUGACUAACAGGAAAAAUGAUAUGUGUGUUUUAAUUUAUUUUGUAAUAAAUUACUGAUGUACAGUAAAUGGAAGAGAAAA
Acanthaster planci (crown-of-thorns starfish) is the source of this 8580-nucleotide messenger RNA. RefSeq names its product adenylate cyclase type 5-like. Gene Ontology annotation, molecular function: adenylate cyclase activity. Gene Ontology annotation, biological process: cAMP biosynthetic process; intracellular signal transduction; adenylate cyclase-activating G protein-coupled receptor signaling pathway. NCBI's taxonomy places the organism in Eukaryota, Metazoa, Echinodermata, Asteroidea, Valvatida, Acanthasteridae. Gene Ontology annotation, cellular component: plasma membrane. The record is from RefSeq and is a predicted model, not a curated record.